AAUCUCUCCAACUAAGUCAGAGCAUCACUUCACAUGCAUCACAUGCGUAUUGACUGAUUAAGUGGCAGAAUCUUACAUUAAAAAAGUUUCAGCUGUGGUGUUUCCUAUUUGCAAACCAGUGGCUGAUAACAGAGAGUCGUCCCCAUGGCUUUUCUGUUCUUGCUUAUGCUGUGGGAUCUCACUGUUUUUAUUUAUGGUGUCACAUCAUGCAAUGUCACCUGCACAACAGACUACGAUGUUUCACUGAACUGUUCCUGUCUUCCUGGCUCUGUGCCGACAUAUCCUGUCCUCAUCAAAGUCAACUGCAGUGAUGGAGACAUGACCGUUAGUGACAUCUGUCAAGUUAAACCACCUCAGUCCUGGUGCAUGAUGCACCCAGAGGAUUUUUACGACGUUGCAGUUGUUGAGACCACCUGUACUGCGACAGUCAGUCAACAAGACAAUCAAGUAAUAAUGAGUGCGAGUGAGUCAAUCCCCUGGCUUCUGCGUAAUGUGGUGAAAUAUCCACCACCUAUCAAUGUUCAAGUGACAAACACUGAUGGGUUCUCCAACAUCUCGUGGGACGACAACAACGAAACAACAAAAGAACAUGACUGUUUUGAAUACAGAGUGCGCUUAAGAGCAAGCAGAACUUUCUACUCCAAGGAUCAAGAUAUUUCCUUUGAAGUGGCCCAAAAGUACUUUGCAUUAGACCAUAAGUACAAGGAACUGCAACCAAACACAAUCUAUACUGUGGAUGUUCAGGUCAAACCUUGUAGUAACUAUCUCUAUCUUGGUCCGUGGAGUGAGUGGAGUUCCACUACAGAAUGGCAGACUAAGGGAAUAUCUGAAGAGACUGAAGGUAUUAAACAAUCUUGGUUAUACAUCUCCUUGACUUGCAUCGUUGUUCUCAUCAUAUGCUUCUCGUUGGGUUGUUCACAAAAAACGGUUUUGCAGAGAAAACUCAAGCUGAUUACAUACAUCCCCAAGCCAGAGGAGUUUUUCAAGCCUCUCUACCACAACUAUGGAGGGAACUUCAAGGAAUGGGUGAAGCCUGCAUUCGGCGAGUAUGAUUACCAUGGAUUUGACAAAGACGUUGAGGCGAUAACUGAGAAGCAGCAUGACGUCCUUCACUGGAACAGUGAGAAACAAAGAUACAGUAAGGACAAGGAGAUGACACAAGACGGUCGCAUCCUCCCUAUGGUGGAACCUCACUACUCAAACUCACUGCUGCACUUCCAGGAAGGCAACAAUUCGCAGGGGACCGGCCACUCCACCGGACACAUCUCUAUCCAUACUGUAACCCUGUCUGGAGAAGAAGAGUUUGAGGGGGAGGCUAUGUCACAGAGCUCCAUAAACACCCUGAGAAGUUACCAAGGUGCAGAAAGCUUUGGUGCCUAUGAUGGAGACAACAGAGAGCAUGCUGGCUAUGAUUUAGAGCCUCAGAUAUCCAGGAUGGAUAGACAAAAUGGAAUAUUGCCACAGCAUGAAAACCAAAUAUCCAAUGACCUAUCAGUGGGAAAUAUAAACUUUCACCCACGUGCCCAGUUUAAUGAACCAGAGAGGGUAUCUCUUGACUCAUUCGCCUCAAACGAACAGUCAGAAGAUGGCUACCCUCACGUGGACUUGGACACCAUUGACAGUGGGUUUGGAGAGUGCAGCAGUCCUGGGGCAGCAGAGCACAGAGACUCAGAUCUAUUUCAUGAGCACAAAAACAAUACUUCAAAUUAUGUUAAGCAGUGGAUGAUCUGUAGCACUAUUCAAGAGGACUUGAGCAACUCAGAGAACAAACUCCAUGAAACACACUGAUCACUCCACAGCUGCUUUACAGUUUGUAGUGCUGUGGGACUUAAAUGAUGGACAUUAUUGUUUGUACUUCUAUUACAAAUACUUUAAAAGAAAUGUGUCUGAUCGUUUUAUAAUCUCGUAUAUUCUGUUACAUUUGAUAUGUUUUAGUUUUGCACAUAUUUCUUUUAUUAGACAGUCCAAGGAGAAAGAAUAAUUUUGAUUGUACAUAGAGGAAUGGCUGAAGAGUACCACUGCAGUAAUAUUUUUUUGGUGUUUAAUUAUAAUCAAAUUCAAUUGAUCAAUAAAUAUCAAUUUACAAAUAUAGAGAUGUUAUUCUUUACAGUGAGUUUUAAAUGCAUCAUAUGAAUGCUAAAUAAAUUAUUCAAGUUAUAUUAACUUUUUAUAAAUGUGUACAUUUAUUAAUAGAUUGUAAUAAUGAUCUGAGAAACUCUUAAAGUAUUCUGGGGGGACUCCAGUUUCCAUAGACAUGCAACAUGUGAUCAAAAUGUUUGCACUGUACUCUGAUUUAUGCAGCAGGAGGAUGUUUUUUGUUUUUUGUACAUACAGAUUAAUGGUCAUGCGUGGUACAUUAGCGUGUACUGUAGCACCAGGAUGCAUGCUGCAUCUUAUCAAGAUGCAGUUUUCUGAUAAUGUCUCCUUGCACUAACGCAGUCUGUUAGUAACCACAGUCACCUUACGUCCUGUUUUGUGCAAUGUCAGUAAAAAGAGCAAACAUGGCCCAAAUGUUAUUAUCUGUAAUCAUGAUUGAGUGAUUGUGUGUCUGACCAUGGUGUCGUUGGUUCGAACGAAGCAAAGAAACUUAUCAGACAAGCUUUUACAAACUAUCUUGAGAAGUUUUUCAGAGCACAUUGUUCUCUUUCACCAAAUGACAUAUUUCACAUUAUAUAACCACUGAACAUACACAAUGAUGGAAGUGCAACCAUUGUAAAAACUCACUCUAAUUUCACUCUAAACUGCUUUUAUUGUGUAUGUCUGCAAUUCUUGGUAAAAGUAGCCAUGACAACUAUUUAAUUAGAGUUUGAUGGCAUGCAUGUGUCAGGCUUUGAUGAACAUUGUUAACAGACAAUAUCUAAAGUGGGUUUUUCCCAUUGAAAAGGCCCCUGAUGACAGCUGUAGUGAAAGUGAAAGGGGAACAUGUGGCUGAUUACUGUCCACGUCCAGAGUGUCCUUGCUAGCUAAUGGUCCCAACGUAUAAGUCUGUUUCUUUGUUCAACACCAUCCUUCAUGUUAUAUCUACACUUCCCACCACUGUACAGUCCAUCAUAGGUUACUGUAUGUUAAAGCUAUAGUAACAUGGAGUGCAGUCCAUAAGUAAGGUGACAUGCUUUGUAUUGUAUUGGCUCUGUAUUCUAGGGGCUAAAAGUGCUGGCUUUCAGCUUUCAGAGUGA
Molecule: messenger RNA, 3176 nt
Organism: Scomber japonicus (chub mackerel)
Lineage: Eukaryota; Metazoa; Chordata; Actinopteri; Scombriformes; Scombridae
Gene: il21r.1
Product: interleukin 21 receptor, tandem duplicate 1
Exons: 10
Coding region: 145-1788 (547 amino acids)
Biological process (GO): cytokine-mediated signaling pathway; immunoglobulin mediated immune response
Cellular component (GO): external side of plasma membrane
Molecular function (GO): protein binding; cytokine receptor activity
Source: RefSeq, a predicted model, not a curated record